Molecule: messenger RNA, 1964 nt
Organism: Helobdella robusta
Lineage: Eukaryota; Metazoa; Annelida; Clitellata; Rhynchobdellida; Glossiphoniidae
Exons: 15
Coding region: 135-1826 (563 amino acids)
Biological process (GO): mRNA splicing, via spliceosome
Cellular component (GO): U4/U6 x U5 tri-snRNP complex
Source: RefSeq, a predicted model, not a curated record
ACAGACGUUUUUGAAAUAUUUUUGUUUAUCGCCCGGUAGUAUAGAGUUUUAUUUGAUAUAAUUUAAUUGAAAGGUAUUAUUUUUCCAUAAAUAUCGUAAAUAAUUUAGUUGAAUAAAAUUUUCAUUUUACAAAAAUGGCUUCAGUUGGCGAACCUAAAAGGCUGAAACUCAGCAAUGGCGAUGAUAAUGACGAGAAAUCAGCAUCCUUCGGCCAGCUUACUGCCGAAAAAAUUAAAGAGAUGAUGGCAAAUGCCCAGAAGGCCAUUCAAGAAAGAAAGAACCAACUUAACAUGGCCCAGCAGCCUGCUGCCCCUUGCAUUAUUCCACCCCUGCCUGGACAGAUGAUGAUGCCAAAGGGGCCCGCUCCUAACCUUCAACAGUCAUCGUUUGCAGAUAGCGAGAAAUUGAAGAAGGCGAGUGAACUUCAGGCUCGAAUACAGGCCAAGCUGGCUAAUGUUGGAUUAGCGAAUGUUGUUGUUCCUGUGCCUAACUCAGCUGGAACAGGUCCAACCCCAGUCAUUCUCGAUGAGUACGGUCGAACAAUUGACCCUACGACCGGUCAGGCUAUACAACUGCAACACCACACCCCGACCUUGAAAGCCAACAUCAGGGCAAAGAAGAGGGAACAGUUCAAGGCCGUUCAGGAGCGGCCCCAAGAGGAAAUGACUGAUUCCAGUUUCUAUGACCCUAGAUUGGGGCCUAUUCAGAACCCAGUUAGAAACAGAAGAAUGUUCAGAUUUCACGAGCCAGGCAAGUAUGAGAGGAUAGGACAGAGAAUAAGGACAAAGGCACAGCUAGAAAAACUGCAAGGAGAAAUCUUACAAGCGGCCAAAAAAACCGGAAUAGCUACUGCGGCCAAACUAGCAAGUAUUCAGCCAAAGAAAGAAGCUAUUGAUGAUGUCCCAGAUGUCGAAUGGUGGGACAGAGUUAUAUUGAAAAAUGAUUUCUGCUAUCCCAAUCUAGCAGAUGAAACGAAUAAAUCGGUGGUCUUCGAAGGAAUUACCAACUUAGUUGAGCACCCAAUACAGAUGAAGCCACCAGUGGAGAAGAACAAAUCAGUUGAGAUCCCGGUGAUGCUGACGAAGACGGAGAGGAAGAAGUUGAGGAGGCAGAACAGGAACGAGAUACAGAAGGAGAAACAGGAGAAGAUUAGACUCGGCUUGACUGCUCCUCCAGAACCCAGAGUGAAGUUGGCAAACAUGAUGAGAGUGCUUGCCUCAGAUGCAGUCCAGGAUCCUACGAAGGUCGAGGCACAUGUAAAACAACAGAUGGAAAAGAGGCAAAAGGCCCAUCAGGAUAGGAAUGCAGGGCGCAAGCUGACGAAAGAGCAGAGAAGAGAGAAAAUGAUCCGCAAGAUUAAAGAGGAUACGUCAGAUGGCGUUCAUGUUUCUGUUUAUAGGGUCAUGGAUCUGACUAAUCCGUCACAUCGUUUCAAGGUGGAGGCCAAUGCCAGUCAACUUUUCAUGACCGGUAUAGUGGUUCUGCACAAGGAUUGUAAUGUUAUUGUAGUGGAAGGAGGCCCAAAGCAACAAGGUAAGUUUAGGACGUUAGUGAUGAGAAGAAUUAAAUGGAGUAAUGAAAGACAUAAAGAGGCCAAUGAUGAUGACGAUGAGAAUGAUGAUGAAGAUGAAAAGAAGACCAACGACUGUAAACUGGUUUGGGAGGGCACGGUAAAGAGCCGAUCUUUUGGCGAGAUGAAAGUGAAAAACUGCCCAACUGAAUCUUUUGCUAGGGAGACGUUCAAGAAGCACGCGGCUGAACACUACUGGGACCUGGCGUUUAGUUCUACAAUUCUGGAAACCACCUUCGUCCAGCCCACUAUUUAACUAUUAUUUUCAUAGAAAUAUUUGAAUACGUGUGUUUGUGUAGUGUGUGUAGUAUUGUUAUCAAUGAACAAUUUUCAAGUGUUUACUUUAAUCAUAAAAAUUACAAAAUAAACUUCUCUGGAAACGUUUUCAAUAAAA